AUGUCGAUUGACGAUCCGCAGCACAUGCCGCCUCGCUGCUGCAGCCAAGAACAUAUUCCACUCCAGUGUGUGGAUCGGCUUUUCGAUUCUAGCUUCAAAAAGACGUGGAAUCGCAAAUUCUCCGAGUACAACACACGCAACCGGCUAUACUGCCCAUCACGAAAAUGUGGCGAGUGGAUCAUGCCAGACUCGAUUCGCAGAGAAAAUGGCCGCAAAGUAGCGCGCUGCGGUCGCUGCAAGACUAAAGUUUGCGGGUCCUGUGGUGGUAAAUACCACUCAUCAGCGGUAUGUCCGAGUGAUGAGGAUACGGCCAAGUUUCUCGACCAGGCCGCCGAUGCGGGUUGGAAGCGAUGCCAUCGAUGCAAAGCCAUGGUUGAACUGAGGGAGGGGUGCAACCAUAUGACUUGUCGAUGUGGUGCGGAAUUCUGCAUGAUAUGUGCCAAAAAAUGGAAAACUUGCAAUUGCCCGUGGUUCAACCACAACGCCAUGGGUGCCGAUCAUUUGCCCAUGAACAUACCAGGGCAUCCUGGGCAGCACCCGCAAACUUACACAGAGGAGAUGCGCUUGCGUCGCUUACAGGAGCUCCGCGACAGAGUCGUGGCAAGGAGCAUGGAAAACGGCGAGGACUACGACGUGAUGGGAGGUAUAGGAAACAUUACAGGUCUCGGCAACGCGGCAGGACACCACAUGAACGAGAGCUACAGAAGAGAUCACGGUCCACUCCCGUCUCGGCCGCCCCCUUCAUUUGACCGGGGUGCCGGAUACGUCUCGGAUGUCAAUCGGGCCAGGGGCUACGGGUCUAGCUUCCUGGAGCGCCAAAGCUCGACGCGAAGCCGCGGCGGCCGGCAGCCUUCUCCGGUGGCGCCUCCUUUGCGAUACUCGAUAGGGCACGACGACUUGCCAUCGCGACGCGACUCUUCUGGGCGCCAGCACCCAGUAGACGAGAGAGAUUAUCAUCGAGCGCCACAACGAUCGCGGUCGGAGCGCAUCGUUCCCGCGCGCACCUCGCGACGAUACGAGGACGAAGCAGCCAUGCACGCACCGAGUCGAGGACGCCGCGCCAGCGCCGAGCCACCCCGGGGCUCCGCGUUGGCCGGCUUGAACGGCAAAGAUCGGGGCAUGGGUCGGGUGGCAGAAUGGAGGGGCUAUGUCGAGCCGGGGGUACCAGACGGAGAGUCUGUAAUUGGGCACGUCUGA
Akanthomyces muscarius is the source of this 1197-nucleotide messenger RNA. RefSeq lists its product as uncharacterized. Gene Ontology annotation, molecular function: ubiquitin conjugating enzyme binding; ubiquitin protein ligase activity; zinc ion binding. Gene Ontology annotation, cellular component: ubiquitin ligase complex; cytoplasm. Bases 1 to 1197 code for a protein of 398 amino acids. The record is from RefSeq and is a predicted model, not a curated record. Gene Ontology annotation, biological process: positive regulation of proteasomal ubiquitin-dependent protein catabolic process; ubiquitin-dependent protein catabolic process; protein polyubiquitination. NCBI's taxonomy places the organism in Eukaryota, Fungi, Ascomycota, Sordariomycetes, Hypocreales, Cordycipitaceae. The transcript is spliced from 2 exons.